AGGUUGUUUGACAGCAGAGAGAGAAAAUCACUGUUUGGUUUGGGAGAAAGUGCGAGAAAAGAAGGAGAACCGGAAAAAUGGCUGGAAGACUGAGCAACGUGGCGUCACGGAUCAUGGGAGGAAAUGGAGUUGUUUCUCGCUCCGUUGGCUCCUCCCUUCGCCUCCGCUCCGGCAUGGGGCUACCCGUCGGAAAACACAUCGUCCCCGAUAAGCCCCUUCCGGUGAACGACGAGCUAGUUUGGGAUAACGGGACUCCAUUUCCGGAACCCUGCAUAGAUCGAAUCGCCGAUACCGUUGGUAAGUAUGAGGCGUUGGCUUGGAUGUGUGGGGGUUUAAGCUUCUUUGCAUCCCUGGGAUUAGUGGCUGUGUGGAAUGAUAAAGCCUCCAAAAUUCCAUUUACGCCCAAAGUUUAUCCAUAUGACAACCUGCGUGUGGAGCUUGGUGGAGAACCAUAGGUUGAUCAAUGUGCGAGAGCUAUUGUAAUUCUCUUUGUCCUCUUUGUUUAUUUCUUAUCCUUUUGAAACCCAGAAACAGUUUCAAAUAAGAUCAUGUUGCCAUGUUUUUGAACCCGUCAUCUUCAAACAAAUGGCCCACUAUGCUUCUUUGGUUUAAAACACAUUGAAUGUCACGUGACAAGAUGCACCCUCCUAUGCUGUCUUGAAUCUGGUUAUUGCAUUUUGCCAUUAUCAUGUUGUUGAUGUACCAUAUAUUGUUUGAGUUCAAGGGAAUAUGAUUUCAAGCUCUUAUCUACUUAGAUGAAUCAUGAAGCACUAGUGUAAUUGUUUACACUCAUUUUUGCAAAAAAUAAAAUAAAAUGGUGCCA
Molecule: messenger RNA, 823 nt
Organism: Rubroshorea leprosula
Lineage: Eukaryota; Viridiplantae; Streptophyta; Magnoliopsida; Malvales; Dipterocarpaceae
Source: the annotation of a GenBank genome assembly